Messenger RNA from Cyprinus carpio (common carp), 1607 nucleotides. RefSeq lists its product as uncharacterized. The coding region runs from base 174 to 1256 and encodes 360 amino acids. The transcript is spliced from 8 exons. The record is from RefSeq and is a predicted model, not a curated record. NCBI's taxonomy places the organism in Eukaryota, Metazoa, Chordata, Actinopteri, Cypriniformes, Cyprinidae.
CUCAAUAAUUCAUAAGCACUGUCUCAAAACGCCCUGUUCUAAGACUGCUCUCACUGUGACGUAGAAUUGAGCUAAGCCCCACCGACGUGGUUUGAUUGACAAUCUGGUUUUGGCAUAGAGCCCGCCCUCCGUGAUCUGUACACCAUCCUCCAUUGUUUCAAAGACAGCCGGUAAUGUCUCCUAAGAAACAUAAGUGUUCUGUUGUGGGAUGUAAUAAUGAACAUAGUAGUUUUCACUUACUUCCGACAUCAGAGCCACUGAAAACGCAGUGGAUGGAUUUUAUUUAUGAAGGAAAGGCGCCACUCAAAAUUCCAAAAUACGUUUAUGUUUGCGCGAAUCAUUUUUUUCUGACUGUUUUUGAGAACGAGGGUCAAUUCAAAGCAGGUCUUGCUUCAAAGUUAAUCCUCAAGUCUGGAUCGUUGCCUACUGUUCGCGAUGCAACGUCACCUUCAGAAGAAGCCAGCACAUCGACACGAAGCUGUAGAACGAGGGAUAUUGGCGUGCAGACAGAAACAUCAAAGCUAUGCAGUGUUGGUACACAACUGUCAAUGAGGACGCUUCAAACACACCACAGGAGUGUCUGUGUCCAGACAGAGACAACAUUGUCAAGUUUUGAUGUUAGCACAAAAUUAGUUUCUCAUACAGCUGUUGCGUCUUCCACGCCCCUCAAGACUUCAUCAAAAAGACCUUGUCUGGACCUUGAGGAAGAUGAAGAUACCCUGCAGGAAUGCUCUUCAAUACUAACAUCACAAGAGACUGAUGUCACAUUUAAUCCUGCAGAGGCAGACACAUCAAUAACAGAGCCCAAAGACUUGUCAGCUCAAGAAUCCAGCCCUAAUCAAAACAUUUGUAAAUAUAUUGUCUAUGAGACCUGCAUCAUGGAACUGUUUGAUGUGUGCCCGGUAUGUCAUAGAAGCUGUCAUAUAAGAUCACAAAGGAUUGGAACAUUUCUACGUGUUGAACAACUCUGCCACCAUUGUCAGUUCUCACGGAAAUGGAACAGUCAGCCGAUUUUGGGCAGUACUCCAGCUGGAAACCUUCACCUUUCUGCUGCUGUGUAUCUCAGUGGUGCUUCAUUUUUCACAAUUGAAAAGAUAUUUGCAGCUAUGAAGUUACAUCUUUUCAAGUACGACACCUUUCGUCGUCAUGCACGAAUGUGCAUUGAGCCUGCUAUUGUUUACAAAUGGAGAAACUGGCAGGAUGAGAUGCUACAGCUGUUGGCUCAAAGGGAAAAGUCAUUGUUGGAGGAGAUAUGAGGGCUGACUCACCAGGGCACUCUGCCAAAUAUGGCAGUUACACAAUGAUGGACCUGGAGACAAACACCGUUGUUGAUGUACAACUCGUCCAGAGUAAUGAAGUGGGAGGAAGUUACCACAUGGAAAAGGAAGGUUUGAAGAGAGGUCUUGACUUUUUGGAUGCUCAUGGAGUGACUCUGGACUGCAUUGUGACUGACCGACAUCCGCAAAUACAAAAAUUCCUCAGGGAACGCAAUGUCAACCAAUUCUAUGAUGUCUGGCACAUAGAGAAAGGAAUUUCAAAGCAGCUGGAAAAAGUGUGCAAGCUAAAGGGUUGUGAGAAAAUACGUAAAUGGUUGCAUAGUAUAAAAA